Molecule: messenger RNA, 1679 nt
Organism: Cinclus cinclus
Lineage: Eukaryota; Metazoa; Chordata; Aves; Passeriformes; Cinclidae
Gene: PIGP
Product: phosphatidylinositol glycan anchor biosynthesis class P
Exons: 4
Coding region: 788-1192 (134 amino acids)
Biological process (GO): GPI anchor biosynthetic process
Molecular function (GO): phosphatidylinositol N-acetylglucosaminyltransferase activity
Source: RefSeq, a predicted model, not a curated record
GAGUUGCGGUAGGGAGCGCCUUCCUCCUCUUCCUCUUCCUCUUCCUCCCCCCUCCCUCCUCCCCCUGCUGUUCCAGGCUCUGGAGAGCAAAGGGGCAGAGCCCGGCGCAGAGUGGGGGGGUGGAGGGUGUGGCUCCCGCACCCUCAGGUACAAUGGGGUCCUCCGGGAGUAGCUUCCCGGGAAAUCUCUGACAUCUCUGUAUCCCGUUCUGAAAUCUCUGACUCCCUGUAUCCCGUUCUGAAAUCUCUGACAUUCCCGUAUCCGGUUGGGAAAUCUCUGACGUUCCCGUAUCCGGUUGGGAAAUCUCUGACAUUCCCGUAUCCCGUUCAUCUCUGACGUUCCCGUGUCCCGUUCUGAAAUCUCUGACAUUCCCGUAUCCCGUUCUGAAAUCUCUGACGUUCCCGUAUCCCGUUCAUCUCUGACAUUCCCGUGUCCCGUUCUGAAACCUCUGACGUUCCCGUAUCCCGUUCAUCUCUGACAUUCCCGUAUCCCGUUCUGAAAUCUCUGACAUUCCCGUAUCCCGUUCAUCUCUGACAUUCCCGUAUCCCGUUCUGAAAUCUCUGACGUUCCCGUAUCCCGUUCAUCUCUGACAUUCCCGUAUCCCGUUCUGAAAUCUCUGACGUUCCCGUAUCCCGUUCAUCUCUGACAUUCCCGUAUCCCGUUCUGAAACCUCUGACAUUCCCGUAUCCCGUUCAUCUCUGACAUUCCCGUAUCCCGUUCUGAAAUCUCUGACGUUCCCAUAUCCCGUUCUCCUCCCUCCCCGUGGAGUCCAAGGGAAGAACCCGGCAUGGUUGAGAACUCUCCGGCCCCGCUGCCCGAAAGGGCGAUCUAUGGAUUUGCGCUUUUUCUGGGCUCGUGGUUUGGCUUCAUUUUGUACCUUAUCUGGGCUUAUAUUCCUGAGACUUGGCUGUUCUCUCUGGGACUGACAUACUGGCCUCAAAAAUACUGGGCAGUUGCUCUGCCAGUUUAUCUCCUGGUGGCUGUGGGAAUUGGCUACAUUUUGCUUUUUGGGAUUAACAUGAUGAGCACAGCUCCACUCAACUCCACUCACACCAUCACAGAUAACUUUGCAAAAAAGCAGCAGCAGAAGAAAUUCCAAGAGGAGGCAAUUCCAGCACUGAGGGAUAUUCCCAUCAGUGAAGUCAACAGGAUGUUUUUCCUCCCUGAAAAAGUGAUCUGCAAUAGCAGAUAGUUGUUAUUAAAAUCUGUUUGAACAAAGGAUUACUAAAACUUACAGAGGGACACUUAAAACCUCACCAAACUAAAAAUAAAAACUCUUUCAGCUUCUUUUUCCCCUGAAUUUCUAAUUAAAUUUAUUACUAUUAUUAUUAUUAUUAUUAUUAUUCGCCUUAAUAACCUGCAUUUGCUCUAAAAAUUAUGCCCUCAAAAUUUAUCUGGUUAUUCAUCAUUUAAAAAAAUAAAUAAAUAAAUAAAAAGUGUGUUUAAAAGUGUUCUGUUACUUGCAGCUUUCUGCUUGGAAUUCCCCUCUGAGAGGGUAAAAAAGCAACUUUUAAACAGAGUUUAAUUCUGUUUCUCUUUAAAUUCAGGGAGAGAAAAUGUGUUGUGCCAGUCAAACGCUUGAGGACCUUUUUUAAUUAUUAACUGGAAGUGUUUGCAUUGUAAAUAUAUUAUUUGCCUUUGUAAAUAUAAAUAAAACGUGGCUGAUUUUUCUGUGCUCA